Ananas comosus (pineapple) is the source of this 3031-nucleotide messenger RNA. Its product is annotated as histone-lysine N-methyltransferase, H3 lysine-9 specific SUVH1-like. The record is from RefSeq and is a predicted model, not a curated record. NCBI's taxonomy places the organism in Eukaryota, Viridiplantae, Streptophyta, Magnoliopsida, Poales, Bromeliaceae. The transcript has 3 exons. The coding region runs from base 183 to 2270 and encodes 695 amino acids. Gene Ontology annotation, cellular component: nucleus. Gene Ontology annotation, molecular function: protein binding; histone methyltransferase activity; zinc ion binding.
UAAAAACAAAUCCAUUGAAGGGAACCCGAACGCUGGUGAGGCUUCUAAAAUAGAUCGAGGAUCCAAUUCUCGGAUUCUUUUCUAGGGUUUUCACCGAUCUAAAUACGAGCAAAAAAUUGCAAAUUUCUAGGGUUUCCGGCUCCUCGAGUGAUCUUUUUGUUCUACAGGUACUUUGGUUUGCUAUGGGGAGGCACCCGAAGAACCCGCAAGGUUCAAACCAGGAUGCUUUGGAUGUAAAGCCCUUAAGAACUCUGGCUCCAUUUUUCCCCGCCCAUUUGGUGUUCGACAACUUUAACCAAUCAAGCAAUCCACCACUAGUUUGCAUAACCCCCUUUGGUCCCUCUUCGGGCGAUUUUGGAUCUCCAAUUCCUUCUAACUUUUCCCCGCCCGUUCCGUCUUUUGCCGCUGCACAACCUCAAGUGACUCCGGUGAAAAGACCAAGAGGACGGCCUCCGAAAAUUGCUAGUAAUGGAUCUAACGGCCCCAUCAAAGCCACGCCAAUCUCUGCGUUUCACACCCCGCCGAGCUUCACUGAAAUGGACGAGGAGGAUGAGUCCAUUUUCGUUACGGAGACCUCUUCUAGAGGCCGGAAAAUCAAAAGGCCGUCCCGCCUAGGGAGCAGCUCUGCGGAGCGCUCCGAUUCGGCAAAAGUCAAGAAGGUCAAGCCUCUUAAGCCAGUAAGGAAGGUACCGGAAAAUGAGAUAGCGGCCCUCAGGGUUUCGUAUAAUGACCCUAGGGAGAAUGUGGAGGCGAUCAUGAUGAUUUUUGAUGCACUGAGGCGGCGGCUUCUGCAGUUGGACGAGUCGUCGAACCUGAACGGGCGCCAGGAUUUAAAGGCCGGGGCAAUCAUGUUGGCUAACGAUCUCAAGGCUAAUGCAGGGAAGAGGAUUGGCCCAGUACCUGGCGUUGAAGUAGGGGAUAUUUUCUAUUUUAGGAUGGAGAUGUGCAUCAUUGGUUUACACGCCCCUAGCAUGGCAGGUAUUGACUACAUGACCGCCAAAUUCGAUAAUCAAGAUGAUCCCGUGGCAAUAUGUAUUGUUUCCUCCGGCGGUUACGAGAAUGAGGAAGACGAUGUCGAUUUCUUGAUUUACACUGGUCAAGGAGGUAGCACCAAGAACGAGGACCAAAAGCUUGAAAGGGGAAAUCUUGCUUUGGAAAGAAGCUUGUACCGAAAGAACCAAAUUAGGGUUGUGCGGAGCGCGAAAGACCCCAACUGCCAAACCGGGAAAAUCUAUUACUAUGAUGGGCUCUACAAGAUUCAGAACUCGUGGAAGGAGAAAGCGAAGUCUGGUAUCAAUGUUUUCAAGUACAAAUUGCUGAGAGAGCCAGGGCAACCCGAGGGUCUUGCGGUUUGGAAGAUGACUCAAAAAUGGAAAGAGAACCCGUCGGGGAGGGGGAGAGUUAUACUAUCUGAUUUAUCCUCUGGCACUGAGAAUAUACCUGUUUGCCUUGUUAAUGAUGUUGACAAUGAGAAAGGACCCACUCAUUUCACAUAUAUCACUAAGGUUAAAUAUUUAAAACCAAUCAGCUUAAUGAAACCAUUACAAGGUUGCAAGUGCCAAAGCGUCUGUCUCCCUGGUGACAUUAAUUGCUCGUGCGCGCAACAAAAUGAAGGCGACCUUCCCUAUAGUUCUCUAGGGUUGCUUGUGAGCCGAAAGCCUCUUAUUGCUGAAUGUGGUUCUUCUUGUCAAUGCUCUUUUAAUUGUCGAAAUAGAGUGACCCAAAAGGGAAUUAGGCUUCACUUUGAGGUUUUUAAGACGCGGGAUCGCGGUUGGGGCCUACGUUCGUGGGACCCGAUCCGGGCCGGUACAUUUAUUUGUGAAUAUACGGGCGAACUUAUUGAUGAGGUUAGAGUGGACAUGAACGAUGAGGAAGAUGAUUAUAUCUUUCAAACAGCAUAUCUUGGCGAAAAGACUUCAAGAUGGAAUCGUGGGACCGAGUUAUUGGGUGAACCAAGUACGAAUGAAUCAACGGAAGCCCAGAAUUUGUUACCCAUUACCAUAACUGCAAAAAGUAUGGGCAAUAUCGCACGUUUUAUGAACCAUAGUUGCUCACCUAAUGUGUUAUGGCAGCCGGUAUUACAUGAUCAUGGUGAUGAAGGGCAUGCACAUAUAAUGUUCUUUGCGCUCAAGCACAUUCCUCCCAUGACCGAAUUGACUUACGAUUAUGGUGUGAGUGGCAGUAAUGAUGAGAGAAUAGGUGGUUUUGGCUCCCGCAGAGCUAAGAAGUGCUUAUGUGCAUCACCAAAUUGUCGCGGAUUUUUCGGUUAAUCCUUUCACAGGAUUGACGACUAUAAUUUGUGCAUUAACUUAUAUCUGAUUACUUUGCCUUCCUGAAACGACGGGGUUGUGAUUUGUAUGGUGACAAGAACAGUGAGAUGGCGCAUAAUCAUUUGCAACACUGGAUAUCAAGUUAUUGGUAGAUUGCACUUGUUGUACUCGAGCUUUCAAGUAUUACAAUUGGGUCCCGAAAUUUUGUUUUCUAUAUCAGUCUUAGUCCUUUAAAUAUCUUUGUUAAAAUGGGUGGUAGUAUCUCCAUAAACACCAUGUAACUCCAUCCAAGUGGUGAUUAUGUGGCAGUUAACUGGAAAAUUUCCAUUCAUUAUAACAAGCAAAUUUAUAGGAGUACUAAGAUUGCAAAAGAACUCGAAGAUAAGGGAUGCAAAUUGCAAAACUUGAAAUGUUGAGAAUCAAACUAAAAUUUCGCUAAUAGAUCCUAACUUUAGGACUGUAGAAUGUCCGAACCAUGCAGGUAUUCCUUAAAUUAUAUGGUGACUUGUAGUUAAAUUGGUGAAAACCAUUAGGGCUUUUCGACAAAAUUCGGGGCAUGUUGUGCUUUAGGUUUCAUGUAAUUCCUGUUGUAGCUUUUCAUUUGUGUUUUUUUGUUUCUUUCAGUUCCAUGUAGGUGAUCCAAACUUUCAUAGUUUAGCAAAAUUUGUGGCUUGUGUAUCAUGUAUGGAUUUCUCUUUUCCGUUCUAAAUAUGUAAAACUUUAUAUGGUAGUAGUGUAUUUUUAGUUUCUUUUUCUUUUUC